GCAAUGUGGCGAUUCAAUGGAAUUCGAGCCUUUUUUAUCUUUGUUCAAUUGUAAUUUUUGUAAAAAGUACAUUUUUCUUCAUAUACAUUCCUAUAUCGAUUAAAUUCAGAAGUUUUUUCUACAUUUGUGGUAUCCAACCAAGGAAUAAACACUGAUUUUCUGUGUAUGAUAUUAAUUCCCGGAAAAUCCCGAUGUUAAUUAAACUACAAAAGCCCGAAACUGUUUUUUAGCCAGUUAAAUUAUAUACGUGGUUGUGCUCUGACGAUAAAUUGUUUAUAAUAAAUAAUAAUGACAAUUUUCUUUGGCGUAUUAUUCUAAAUUAUCUAUGAACACAAAAAUGGUUUUAUCUCUACUAAUUCGGAUAACUCCAAAAAAAAUCAUCUUGAAAAGUAGAUGAAAAUGGAAAUCGAAACCGAUCUCAGAGAACAAAUAUUUCACAAUACUGUGCGUGAAAAUAUUAUAUUCCUGCUAUUGUUCAUCAUUUUAUAUAUUUCAAGUUACAUCUUAAUAGCAAAGUUUCAUCGAAAGGAUCGUGAAACUUUUUGUUCGGUCGACGAUGAUGAUGUUACAGUAUACAGAAUUAGCCUUUGGCUUUGUACAACUUCGAUGGCAGUUUCAAUUGGAGCAGCUUUAUUAUUGCCUGUUUCGAUCGUAAGCAAUGAAGUUCUCAUUAUCUACCCUAACAGUUAUUACGUCAAAUGGCUAAAUAGCUCUCUCAUACAAGGUCUAUGGAACCAUGUAUUCCUCUUCUCUAACUUAUCAUUGUUUGUUUUUUUACCAUUUGCCUAUUUAUUCACUGAAUCAGAAGGAUUUGUUGGCUACAAGAAGGGUGUUUUAGCAAGAGUUCAUGAAACUCUAGUUGUACUUUGUCUAAUAGGAAUUCUGAUUUUGGGAAUAAUAUAUGUUCUAGCAGCCUUAAUAGAUUACCAGAGAUCGAGUUUUAUUACUAUGCUCAAUUUAUGGAAUUAUUAUUUAACGUUUCUAUAUUCCUGUGUUUCUUUUGUUGGAGUAGUAAUGUUAUUAGUAUGUACACCAGUAGGAUUUAUCAGACUCUACGAUGUAGUAGGCUCUUUACUUAUAAAACCUCACUUUCUCAAAAAUUUAGAUGAAGAAUAUUUUAUUUAUAAAUUAGAAGAAGAUUGUAUUAAAAGGAGGUUAGAGCAUGCUAAAACUUCGGGUAAAUCUUAUGUUUCACCAAGUCCAAUGUCUUUACCACGUUCUAACUCAUCCUGCAAUGAUGAACAACAGCUGAUUUGGAAUUCGAAUUUUAUGUGUUUAAAAAAUGGAGCACUUCAACGUGAGCUUGUAGAAAGACUAAUGAAUGUUCAAAAGCGGAGACAAAUCUUAGAUCAACAACGAAAAAUUUGGUGGGUUCGACGGACACUAAUGUACCCAGCUGCAAUGUUAACUCUCAUUGCGUUAUCUACGACUACUGCAUUACUAGCUUUACAAAAUACUUUGGAGUUACUCAUCGGAAUAAAAGCUCUGCCUUUGAGUACACGGCAAUUCACGCUUGGAAUCAGCUCAUUAUCCAAGUUGGGUCCAAUUGGUGCUGGUAUAGAAGUGAUAGUGAUUCUUUACUUAGCUACCACAAGUGCUAUUGGUCUUUAUGGAUUGCCAGGAAUUAGAAGAGUGAAGCCGUGCUUACAUGCAACACCUUUUACAAAUUUAAUUGCAAACUGUGCAAUUUUUUUAGUCCUUAGCUCUGCGUUACCGCUCUUAUCACGAAUUUUAGGUAUGACAAAUUUCGAUUUAUUAGGAGAUUUUGGAAAAAUCGAAUGGCUCGGAAAUUUUAAAUUAGUUUUAUUUUAUAAUUUGACGUUUGCGACGGCUGUAAUCACAUGUCUGACAACCAAAUUCACUGCAGCUGUCAGAAAUGAACUGUAUAUGAGAAUACGAAACAGCAUAAAAGGAUUAUUCAAAUUAAAAGACACAUGAAAAAAUUUAAGUUUUUUGAUACGAAUCGAAUAAAUGUUCUGUCAUGACAGAGAAAAUAGAUAACAAUAAAAAUUUAGAUAAAUAUAUAUAUAUAUAAAUAAAUAUUUUGUUUAAUAUGUACGUUGAAAUAUUUAUAGUUUGAUAUUCAAUACAAUAAUGCGCUAG
This is a messenger RNA of Chelonus insularis, 2103 nucleotides long. RefSeq names its product LMBR1-like protein (gene lili). NCBI's taxonomy places the organism in Eukaryota, Metazoa, Arthropoda, Insecta, Hymenoptera, Braconidae. The transcript has 9 exons. The coding region runs from base 394 to 1938 and encodes 514 amino acids. Gene Ontology annotation, cellular component: plasma membrane. Gene Ontology annotation, molecular function: transmembrane signaling receptor activity. The record is from RefSeq and is a predicted model, not a curated record. Gene Ontology annotation, biological process: signal transduction.